Messenger RNA from Jatropha curcas, 1098 nucleotides. RefSeq names its product MIZU-KUSSEI-like protein (Protein of unknown function, DUF617). Gene Ontology annotation, biological process: hydrotropism. The record is from RefSeq and is a predicted model, not a curated record. NCBI's taxonomy places the organism in Eukaryota, Viridiplantae, Streptophyta, Magnoliopsida, Malpighiales, Euphorbiaceae.
UCCAAAAACAAAAUCACCAAUUCUCUCAUUCUCUCUCUCUCAGGGCAUUGGCAAUGUCCCCUCCCUCGUUCAUCAUUCUCCAUUAAUGGGGGAGCCAACGCCUCCAACCAACAUUUUUUUACCGUCGGAAAAAUCCAAAGCACCAACACCACCACCAUUACCACCGCGACGCCGAACUAUACAACUAGUCCAACCAUCCGAGAAAAAGAAACAACCUAAAGUUGUUCGGGUCUUCCGUUCCGUUUUCCGAUCUUUCCCUAUAAUAACUCCUGUGUGCAAGAUUCCCGUUCUUAAUGGUAGCUUAUUAGAAAGUCAUCACCGGAGCAUUUCUGGUAAUCGCGUCACAGGAACUUUAUUCGGGUAUCGUAAAGGUAGAGUAAGUUUAUCAAUACAAGAAAGUCCAAAAUGUUUUCCUACAGUAGUAAUUGAGUUAGCUAUACAAACUCAUAUCUUACAAAAGGAGUUGAGUUCAGGAAUGGUGAGGAUUGCAUUAGAAUGUGAAAAGAGAACUGAUAAAGAGAAAGUUAGGUUACUGGAUGAGCCAGUAUGGACCAUGUUUUGCAAUGGGAAAAAGAAUGGAUAUGGUGUUAAAAGAGAACCCACAGAGGAAGAUUUGAAAGUUAUGGAGCUUCUUAGGGCAGUUUCUAUGGGGGCUGGUGUUUUACCAGGGAAUUCUGAAACAGAAGGACAUGAUUGCGAGCUUGCCUAUAUAAGGGCAUAUUUUGAUAGAGUUGUGGGUUCCAAGGAUUCUGAAACUUUAUACAUGAUUAGCCCUGAAGGAAACAAUGGUCCUGAACUUAGUAUAUUUAUGGUUAGGGUUUGAUUUUCUUUUAUUCUAAUAUCAGAUUUGAUAGAUUGGUUUAUGUUUUAGGUUAAAGGGAAGGGUAAUUAUUAGGUAGUGUUCGUUCUAAAUAUUGUUUUUUCUUUUUAUCUUUUUGGGCUGAUUGUUCUAACUAAUAACUGAGGAACAAACAUUCUUAAAAUUGAUGGUUUAGCACUGAAAUUGACCAAAAGGGAUCAGACUUUGGUUGAUUGAUUAUUCCUUCUUGUAAUGAUUGUUUUUGUUGUUUGUUAUGUAAGAAAUGGCCUUUUUUUUUU